Scatophagus argus is the source of this 2174-nucleotide messenger RNA. It is a transcript of the gene pvalb6, whose product is annotated as parvalbumin 6. The coding region runs from base 266 to 595 and encodes 109 amino acids. Gene Ontology annotation, cellular component: nucleus; cytoplasm. The transcript is spliced from 5 exons. Lineage: Eukaryota; Metazoa; Chordata; Actinopteri; Scatophagidae. The record is from RefSeq and is a predicted model, not a curated record. Gene Ontology annotation, molecular function: calcium ion binding.
GAGCACCCUCCUCCUCUUCGCACAGCCCGCCUGAUCUCGUUCACUUUCUCUCUCUCUCUCUCUCUCUCUCUCUCUUUGUACCUCUAACUCUCUCUCUGCUCUAUCUUGUCUUUUAUCUUUCUUUCUCUCUCUUUCUGUCUCUUUCUGUCUGUCUCUCCUCCACUUCUCUUUAGCUGCCAGAAGCUCGCAGGCUCGCCGCUCAUCCUUCAGACACUGAGGAUUCAGAAGCACCCGGGACGAAGACUUUGUCAGUGGAGCAGCUAAGAUGGCAAUGAGCAGCAUCCUCAACGCUGAUGACAUCAAGAAAGCUCUAGAUGCAUUUGCAGUUGCUGACUCCUUUGACCAUAAGAAGUUUUUUGAGAUGGUGGGUCUGAAAGCCAAGUCUUCUGAUGAUGUGAAGAAAGUCUUCACUGUGUUGGACGCUGACAACAGCGGCUUCAUUGAGGAGGAGGAGCUCAAAUUUGUCCUGAAGGGUUUCGCCAAAGAUGGCAGGGACCUGACAGACAAAGAAACCAAAGCAUUUUUAAAAGCAGCCGACAAGGAUGGAGAUGGCAAGAUUGGAGUCGAUGAGUUUACUUGGCUUGUGAAAGAAUAAAACAUCAUCUAGUGCGACUGACUAGAUGAUUCAAGAUCACCUCCUAACCACCGCUACAUCCUGACAGCUGCUGGGCCCCUCUUCCUCCCCGGCACCCACACCUCAGCUGCCCACUCCAACUGCAGGCGAUUCCUGCUACACACACUCCUCUUCCUCACCCUCUCCCACACUGCUGUCUUCACUUAAUGCAAUGCUGCACUAUAGGAAGUAAGCUGUGGUGUGCUGGCCCUCACACACACACCCUCAAAUGUCCUCAUUGCUAUUUUCAUCCUAUUUAUUUAUCCUUUUUAUACUAACUGUUCUUGUUUCUGUUUAUGUAUAGGUAUAAGACAUCCCUGCAGGAAUAAAGCUCACAUUUUAAUGCAUAAAGUAGAUAUUCAAAGUUAACAGAGAUUAUAAGAGAAAGACCUUCAUUUCCCUCUGUAUUUACCCUCUUUCUUAACUCUUCAUUUUCUUAUUUUCUUAGCCAAAUCUUCCUCUUGCUUUUCUUUCUUUCUCUCCCUUUUCUUUCUUUCUUUCUUUCUUUCUUUUUUAUUUUCAUUGUCUCUCCUCUCUAUUGAUUUCACUUAUGGUACUGUUCCCUUCCUCCCAUUCGCUCUGUCCCUCCCACACCAUUACCUCCACCCAUCCAUCCAUCCAUCUAUCUAUCUAUCUAUUCAUCCCUCUCUCCUCUGGUAAUGAGCUGUUGUAAAACAUACCAAAAGAAGAAAGAGGUUAAGCUGUGAAAGAAUCAAAUAAAAUGUAAAAAAAAAACCCCAAAGCCUCCAGAACACUGACUCACUAAGACUCUUCUGUUAAUUCUUUGCUCUGAUGUGAUUCUUCUUUCUCUUUUUCCUUUCAAUCUAGCUCCCAUUUUCUCCUUCCUUUCUCUAUUUUGCUGUCACUUUUACUCUUAUCAAGCAGAACAAGCAGAACAUAUCUUGACAGGAAUCUCAUAAUGUAUAAAGGGUGUACUUUAAAAAGUGAGAAGGUCAAAAUUAGCCUUCAGUGUCAUUUGCUAGUAUUCAUUAGCACUGGCUGAGUCUUCUAAGCAGUGUCGGGAGAAACAAAAAUUAAGACUCUCUCUGAGGAGCGUCACUCUGCCAGCCUUUUCUUUGCAGGCCAUGCUGCAUUAUGGAUGCAACUUCAGUGAAAAACAAAAAGGAGGCGGAGGACACAAUAUUCCACUUGCCAAAGCAUCUUUACUCAGAAAUGCUGCGCUAGUUUAACAGAACCAUGCUGUCAAACCAUUAACAGAAUUGGAUUCACACUAAGGUUCAAUUUGGGUUAAAUAUCCCCUGUGGAGGGCCCAAACAGGCAUCGCGGGAAUCCUGAUCUUCUUUAGCAGGCCAUUUCACUGCCUGAGCAAAUAAAUACACGUGUGGCUUAGGGGCUAUCACUUAAACUGUUCAGUGUAGUGUGUGUAGUUCAGACAAGCUCAUUAUUGGUCCCAACAGACUGUCAGGAGAGUGAGGGUUUAUUGGAAGUGGCAUGUAGUCAUCUUUAACCUGUGAUGAAGUGCAACAUAUGCUCCUAACUGUGUGACAGAUAAGAGUGUGACUUACUUUAAAGGGCUCUGAUAACAUUUUCUCAACCAGAU